This is a messenger RNA of Pelodiscus sinensis (Chinese soft-shelled turtle), 2107 nucleotides long. The record is from RefSeq and is a predicted model, not a curated record. Lineage: Eukaryota; Metazoa; Chordata; Testudines; Trionychidae.
GCUGCUGAUUCUGUCCCCUGUUCCUUGCCAGGUGUAACUCUUGUGCGUGAAGAUGGCAGAGCAGGAGCCGACCGCAGAGCAGCUGGCCCAGAUUGCAGCAGAGAACGAGGAAGACGAACACUCUGUCAACUACAAACCCCCUGCCCAGAAAAGCAUCCAGGAGAUCCAGGAGCUGGACAAGGAUGACGAGAGCCUGCGCAAAUACAAGGAGGCACUGCUGGGCUCAGUCAGCAUCGCUACAGAUCCCUGUGCGCCCAAUGUGGUGGUGACCAAACUGACGCUGGUCUGUGUGGCUGCCCCUGGCCCUCUGGAGCUGGACCUGACAGGUGACCUGGAAAGCUACAGGAAGCAGUCGUUUGUGCUGAAGGAGGGGGUGGAGUACCGGAUAAAAAUCUCCUUCAGGGUGAACAAGGAAAUCGUGUCGGGGCUGAAGUACAUCCAGCACACGUUCAGGAAAGGUGUGAAAAUUGACAAGACUGACUACAUGGUGGGGAGCUACGGGCCCCGGGCAGAGGAGUACGAGUUCCUGACCCCCGUGGAGGAAGCCCCCAAGGGGAUGCUGGCCCGGGGCAGCUACAACAUCAAAUCCAAAUUCACAGAUGACGAUAAGACUGACCAUCUGUCCUGGGAGUGGAACCUGACCAUCAAGAAGGAGUGGAAGGACUAGCCCUCCCCGAGCCGGCCCCAGAGAGAGAGUUAGCCAGGCAGUGGCUACAGUAGAAUCCCACCCUGUACCAAAGUGCUGACGUUGGCCCCUCCCUCCCUCCCUUCCCACCCUGUCAUCCAGCAGAAGAGCUCUCCACUCAGUAACCCCCCUGAGAAUCACUGACUGGAGCUGACCAAGCCAGCUGUCUGCAUCCGCCCUCGGGCGUCCUGGUCACCCCCCGAAGUGGGCUGCCCCAUUGCUGCAUCUGACCUUUGUUGGAACAAAGCACAGGCAGGCGCUGGGGGGGGGCUUCCCGGGCCGUCCCGUCCCUACACAGAGGGGCUUUGCCUAGUGCUCCUGCUCCUGGGCUGGGAGUAGCUGGUGCCUCCUUUCAGGUGGCUGAGGAAUUGUGAUUCCAGGCAACCGCUGAUCCCGUCUUUAGGCUAAAAUCAUGUCUGUGGCCUGCCCCCUCCCUUCCUCCCUCCCUCCAGCCAGUGGCUCGCUCGCCAGCUGGCAGCUUCAUUUGUGGCUGUUCCCAUAGCCAUGAUGCCUUAACGUGUGUAAGGGGCAUUCUGUAGGGAGGGCCCCACGGGUCUGUCGGCAGGCCGCCUCCUCGGGCCCUCCCUGUGGGUUGGUUUGUUAGGAGCGAGUCGCAACCUCUGACUUGGCUGCUGCCCUGAGAGGAGGAGGCUCGGGGGACCCCCUGCUGCUCCUGCCCACCCCAAGCAUCCUUGGAUGCCCAGAGACAGCUGGACUGGCAGAGCUCUCCCACUUCUGCUCUGCAGGUGCUGGCCCUGCUAGUGUAGAUCUCCGGGCAGCCCUGUCCCCUCCUGUGCCUGCAGCUGGGGCUGGGAGUCACCAGUGCCGCUGUCCCCUCGGAGCCGGUUUUGGCUGUAAAGCACUGAAAUGCCAGGGCAGCUCCUGCCACUUCCCUUGGGUUGGUUUUGGGCUGCAGGGUGAACUGGUCCAGUUCUGCAGCUGCUUUCACAACCUGGCCAGACCAGAGCCAGCGGUGGAUGGGUGUCCAGAGCGGUUAUUGCCUUAUGUAUCGGUUCUGCCUUUGAAAUCGUGCCUGGCCUGUCAGUAUUUAUUGCCUUGACAAGUAGACUCCGAGCCCCUAGAGCAGUCUCUCUACCCUCUGUUCUCGCAGCACUGCAGCCGGGCGCCCCCAGCACCCUCCGAGCCCUCUGGCUACUAGACAAGCAUGUGCCAGCUUGCAGCCCUCCUCUCUGGCUGCUCACUAAUGCUGAGGUGGUACCAGAACUGGGACCAAGUGUGUGUGGUUUUCCUGUAGCUACGUCUCUUGCCCCAACUCUUCCUCUCCCCCUGCCGUUUAGAAAGAUGAUUUUUGUUAACUUGAUUUGGUGCAUUUUGUCUGUAAAUCUUAGACCCAGAUUAACAGAUUUGGAAUCGUCAUCUGCUUCCCCUUUUAUGACAGUUCAAUAAAAUCCUCCCCCUGAC